Molecule: messenger RNA, 2067 nt
Organism: Lucilia sericata (common green bottle fly)
Lineage: Eukaryota; Metazoa; Arthropoda; Insecta; Diptera; Calliphoridae
Product: actin-like
Exons: 2
Coding region: 800-2011 (403 amino acids)
Source: RefSeq, a predicted model, not a curated record
AGUCGUUCAGGAAGGAAUCUUUGAAAAUGAAACAUUUUAUUUUAAUCAUAAUUUUAAUUUGUUAUACUCUUGCGGAAGUACAAGCAUUUAGUAUUCGAAAAUGUCUCCAUUAUAAAAAAGGCGAUAAAUUUAAUAAGUGUCUACUUUUAAGUGUCGUCAUGACGACUGCAAUAAUUGCAAUUUUAUGCCUUAUAUUUUGGAUAAUUGACAGAAUACUAUUUCGGCGUAAAGUUAGGAUUGUACAGCCAACCACAGGAUUGAGUCAUGUUUUUAUUAUUUAAAAGAUGAGACAAAAUGAAUGAUUAAAUGAAAGUGAAAAUAAAGGUUUUUCUAAUAAAAGAAAUUAUAUGUUGGAAUAUAAUAAGCAUUAUUAUUUUUGUACUUUAAAAAUAUUACUCAUACGCAUGCAGAAAGAAACUAUGUAUACCAAAGCGGACAGAAAACGUUCAUAUUUACCAUCUCCGAUUUUAAUGGAAUUUACCACACAUAUGUAUAAUAACAUUAACACAUAAUAAUACAUUUAUUUGCCAAAAUUUUUUGUAUACCGUACCACAGUAAAUUCGGUAAAUCAUCAACAUAACAAAAUUAAAAAAAUAAAAAAAUUUUAAAUUUACAUAAAUUUUUUUAAAAAAAUUAUUUGUUUUAAGUUUUUAAAGGAAAUCCAAAAUCACCGUUAUGGUCCAAGCAAAAUCCUAAAUGCAGAAAAUCAAAUAAACACAAGUCCCUAUAUUUACGAUUAUAUAAAUGAGAACAAAAUUUCCAAUUCAAAAUUAAAAAGUUUAGUUCAAAAUCUUGAGGAAUGGCUUUUAGUUGCUGGCCUCGGCAUGAAGAAAAAAAGAUUGAAACUUCAAUAAUUGAAACCCAAACAUUAGAAACUGACUUUUCCCUACCCCUAAGUGAUGUCAUUAUAAUAGAUUGUGGUUCAAAUGCAUGUAAAGUUGGCUUUUCUGGUGACAAUAAACCUCGCCACUUAAUAUCUACCAUAGUGGGUAGACCUAAGCAGGGGGCUGCUGUAGGGCAACGUUCGGUCCAAGAUUCUUUUGUGGGCUUUGAGGCACAACAAAGGCAUGCAGUACUUAAUCUCAAUACUCCCAUUGAAAGAGGCAUAAUAACAAAUUGGAAUGAUAUAGAAGUAUAUUUUGAUUACCUUUUCCACGAAAGUUUACAACUAGAUCCUGCCGGUUAUCGUAUAUUACUAACAGAAACUCUUAAUAAUCCAAAGAAAAAUCGUGAAAAAUUAUUGGAAUUAAUGUUGGAAAAAUUUCGCCUUAAAUCAUUUUUUCUAACACCAGCUCCACCAUUGGCUUUAUAUGCCUAUGGUUUUUAUACAGGCGUUGCACUGGACUCGGGAGAGGGUCAAACUCAUAUAGUACCGGUGUAUGAGGGAUUUGCAAUGCCUCAUAGCACCCGUUAUAUACCCCUGGGUGGUAAAGAUAUCAAUAAAAUGUUGGAGAAUAUUCUAGCUCAGAAUAGUGAUACAUUAAAUUUUUUGCAAAAAUCAACAGAUAGAGAAUUUCUUAGAGACAUCAAGGAGCAAUUGUGUUAUGUAGCCUUUGAUUAUCGCGAAGAAUUUGCUAAGCCUGCGCUUAAACCAAAAACAUAUCGUUUGCCCGAUGGCAAUUACGUUAAUUUAAGUAGCGAACUUUUUCGUUGCACCGAGGCUUUAUUUGAACCCACUAUGUUGGAUGUCAAAACUGGUGGUAUUCAUGAGAAUAUUUUUAGAUCUAUCCAUUUAUCCGAUUCUUCGAUAAGGCAUUUACUUUAUGGCCAUAUAGUUUUAAGUGGUGGCAAUACUUUAUUUCCCGGGCUUCAACAUCGUCUGGCCAAUGAAAUGCGUUUGAUGUCGGAACCUGAUGCUACCAUAAAUAUUCAUGCGAAGUCUGAUCGUAAGAAUGCAGUAUUUUUGGGUGCUUCUCUAUUGAGUUCGUUGGCCAAGUUUAAGGAUAUGAUGAUUACAUAUUCCGAAUAUUUUGAAACUGGUCCAGCCAUUGUUAAUAGAAAGUGUUUUUAAAUCUGUGAUUUAAUCGGGGAUCAUUUACAAAAUUUAUGGUGAAAUAUUAAAAAUAA